GGUCCUGUCAGGAGGCUGCCCUGGCCCGUUGAUAGCCCUGCCCAGCUGACCGCGAUCAGCUGUUGAUACAGGAGGACGGUGGACAAGCUUGUGUUUGUGACGGUUUCCAACAUCUCAUUGUACAUUACAAAGAGAAUUUACCCUUCGGAACCCGCCCAAAACCGAGGCGAACAGAGGGCGUCACUCCGCGGAGUCGUCGUUCACACCGUUCUUCGAAAUGAAACCCUCAACCGCCGCCAUUGGUGCGGCAACCGUACCGGGAGUCCUGGCAUGGGGUGGCUUCGGACACAUCAGCGUGGCCUACAUAGCGAGCAACUUCGUCUCGCCAGCCACCACCGACUACCUCCAAUCCCUCCUGCGCAACGACACGGGUGACUACCUCGCGGGCGUCGCGACGUGGGCCGACUCGAUCCGGUACACCAAAUGGGGCCGCUUCACGUCCGACUUCCACUUCAUCGACGCCAAGGACGACCCGCCGCGGUACUGCGGCGUCGACUUUGAGCGCGACUGCAAGAAGGACCGGGGCUGCGUGGUGAGCGCGCUGCAGAACUACACGUCGCGCAUGCUGGACGCGGACCUGCGCGAGUCGGAGCGCGCCAUCGCCGCCAAGUUCGUCGUCCACUUUGUCGGCGACAUCCAUCAGCCGCUGCACACCGAGAACGUCGCCCGCGGCGGCAACGGCAUCCCCGUGCUCUUCGACGGCCGCCGCUUCAACCUGCACCACGUCUGGGACACGAGCAUCGUCGAGAAGCUGGUCGGCGGCGGCGUGAGGCGGAAGCCGUAUCCCGCCGCCAAGCGGUGGGCGGACGAGCUGACCAGGGAGAUCAACGAGGGCAAGUAUGCCUCUGAGAGGAUCAGCUGGUUGAGGUCGGCGAACUUGUCGGAUCCGAUCGCCACGGCCUUGGCCUGGGCCACCGAGGCGAAUUCCUACGUCUGCACCACAGUCUUGCCCGACGGCCCGGACGCCAUCAAGGACCAAGAGCUUGGUUCUGACUACUACGAGGCCGCUGCGCCGGUGAUCGAGGUGCAGGUAGCGAGGGCGGGAUAUCGCUUGGCUGCGUGGCUGGAUCUGAUCGUCACUAGCCUGAAGACCGCGUCAGGUUCGGAAGACCUUUAAGCAGCUGUUCCAUCUGUGAGACGUCAGAAGAACCCUAGUAUCAUAGCCGAUACUCCCGCGGAACGACAGGUGAGCGGCGCAUCUAUGCUCCCUCCACGGAAUAUGGUGUUUUAGUGGGCUUUCCUAGGAAAAGAUAUUCCUCGUGGCACC
Molecule: messenger RNA, 1267 nt
Organism: Thermothelomyces thermophilus ATCC 42464
Lineage: Eukaryota; Fungi; Ascomycota; Sordariomycetes; Sordariales; Chaetomiaceae
Exons: 3
Coding region: 218-1117 (299 amino acids)
Biological process (GO): DNA catabolic process
Molecular function (GO): endonuclease activity; nucleic acid binding
Source: RefSeq, a predicted model, not a curated record